AUGGCACACCAUCUGAAUCCAAAACUCGGCAUCUGGCGCACAACAACAUUGCAAGCUGCGAAGGAGCAACAAAAGAUCUACGCCGGCGGAGGCACAUCUCUUGCCGGCCAAAAACGGGCUCGCGAUGUUUCGAUCCCCGUGACCGAUCAAAAUGAUGUAGGGACCUCAAGGAAGAAGCAUCAAGGUUUUGGUGGCAACCUCCCCAAGGGGCCUCCGAGGCUCACGGCAAGCCGAAUUGAGUACGCAGACGGUUUCGCUGGGAGGGGUUUAUUGUCCGAGUAUUCGCAGAGACAAGCGUUCGCUGCCACGCCUGCUUCAACAGCUGAUCCGUUGCUGUCCUUGUCGCACCCUGCCUACGGACUCCCUCGUCAGCUCGUAGCAAACUUCGCUGCCUUGGGAAUAAAGAGCAUAUACCCUUGGCAAAGGCAGUGCCUGCUUGGCCCAGGCCUCUUACAAGGAGAGAAGAACCUAGUCUAUAGCGCGCCUACUGGCGGGGGCAAGUCUCUUGUCGCCGAUGUCCUCAUGCUGAAACGGGUCCUCGGAGACCGUGACGCUAAAGCAAUCCUGGUGCUUCCGUAUGUUGCGCUUGUUCAGGAAAAGGUCCGUUGGCUGCGCAACGCCGUCAAUGGCAUAUCUCGCGAGUCCCUCGAACAGAAGCAACAAGAUCAACAGAAGCUAUGGGCCCAGCGGGCAGACAGAGACGCCAUCCGAGUUGUCGGCUUCUUUGGUGGGAGCAAAAUCAGGGCUACAUGGGCUGAUUUUGACAUCGCGGUCUGCACUAUAGAGAAGGCAAACUCUUUGGUAAAUGCGGCCAUAGACGAGUGUUCGGUUUCCAAGCUACAGGCUGUGGUUCUGGACGAGUGCCACAUGAUAGACGACGGCUAUCGAGGCUAUCUCCUAGAGCUUCUCGCCACCAAGUUACUAUGCCUUGAUCAGCCUAUCCAGAUCAUUGCGAUGAGCGCAACGUUAACGAACAUUGAGCUCUUGAAGAAUUGGCUCCAUGGCCAUUCCUACGAAACCCAUUACCGACCCGUUCCGAUCGAAGAACAUCUAGUGUACGACGGGAAGGUAUACGCUGCAGGAACCACUGCCAGUCUGUUGAAGACGGUGACGCAACUCGACUCGAGGAGCCAACCGAGCCAAUCAAUGGUGCAGCCUGUGAGGAUCAUUCAGCCAUCCGAGCACAAGGAGCUAAAAGACGUAAUGCUGAAUGCCGUUGUUGCGCUGGCGAACGAGACUGUUAGGGCCGGCUACGGCGUGCUCGUCUUCUCAAGCAGUCGUGCCGGCUGCGAGUCAGAUGCAGCCCUGAUAAGUCGGGCAUUGCCAGCACUCGCAGAAGUUGACCUUGCCAUCCAAGAGAAGAGACUAGACCUGCUCGGGGAUCUCCGGAGUCUGAAUCCCGGGUUAGAUCCAGUACUGGAGCAGACAAUUCCGGCCGGCGCUGGUCUUACUACCGAGGAGCGCGAGCUAGUUGCAAGAGCGUAUGAUUCUGGCGUGCUCAAAGUUUGCGUAGCAACUUGCUCUCUAGCUGCUGGCAUCAACCUGCCUGCAAGACGAGUUAUCCUUCACAAUGCCCGCAUGGGCCGUGACCUCGUCGGAAGAAAGGGCAAGGACGAAGUGGGCGAGACGUACCUCUGCUGCCGGAAGAACGACUUGGAGGCUGUCGUCGACCUAAUGCACGCAGAACUCCCCCAGAUUUCGAGCUGCUUGAUAUCAGACAAGCGUCGUAUCCAAAGGGCUUUACUAGAAAUCAUCGCCAUCAGACUGGCAACGAGCCGGGAAUCUCUUGACAACUACAUGAGCAGAACCAUGUUAGCCUACUGGGCUGACCCUAGCUCGAUCCAGAAAAUCGUCGAGGCGAGCCUCAAUGACCUUCAGAAGAUGGAGUUCAUCACCGUUGACGAUUACGGAGGCUUCCACGCCACACGUCUCGGCAAAGCCAUCGUCGCAUCUUCGCUCGACCCUGAAAACGGCACUUUCAUUCACAACGAGCUUCAGAAAGCUUUGCAGGCAUUCGUAAUGGAUGGCGAGAUGCACGUCCUCUACAAUUUCACCCCAGUCAGUGACCUAGGAGGCGUCACUAUCAACUGGCGAGUGUUUUGGAACGAGAUGCAGCAGCUUGAUGACAGUAGUCUCAGGGUAAUGAGCUUUCUCGGGCUCAAACCUGUCACGGUAAACAGAAUGCUUUACGGGGGAGUCCUGAGCGAAACGACGACCGAGGAAAAAGAAAUCGCCCGACGCUAUCAUCGGUUCUAUCUUGCCCUGCAACUGCGGGACAUUUGCAAUGAGAUGCCCAUCCACCAUGUCGCACAGAAAUAUGAUAUGCCGCGCGGAUCGGUUCAGACUUUGGCGCAAUCCAGCCAGGGAUUCGCUGCGGGGAUGAUCAAGUUCUGCGAGACGAUGGGUUGGGGUGCAAUGGCUGCUGUGCUUGAUCACUUCUCGGACAGACUCAAGGCUGGAGCUAGAGCAGACCUUCUGGCUCUCGCUAAGAUCACGUUCGUCAAGAGCAGGACUGCGCGCAUCUUCUGGGAUAACGGUUAUAAAACAGUAGCAGCGGUUGCUAACGCGGAUCCGAAAGAGCUCCUCCCCAUCCUGAUGCAGGCGCAACCAAACAAGGUGAGGCUAGAGGCGAGGGAUGAGCAGAAGUACAAGGACAAACUCUUGGCAAAAGCAAAGAUCAUUGCGGAUUCAGCGAACAGAUUAUGGCAGAUCGAGAUGCAAAAGGACCUCGAGGAAGAGUAG
Messenger RNA from Canariomyces notabilis, 2742 nucleotides. RefSeq names its product P-loop containing nucleoside triphosphate hydrolase protein. Gene Ontology annotation, molecular function: ATP binding; nucleic acid binding. The record is from RefSeq and is a predicted model, not a curated record. NCBI's taxonomy places the organism in Eukaryota, Fungi, Ascomycota, Sordariomycetes, Sordariales, Chaetomiaceae. The transcript is spliced from 11 exons. The coding region runs from base 1 to 2742 and encodes 913 amino acids.